This is a messenger RNA of Oppiella nova, 2247 nucleotides long. The record is from the annotation of a GenBank genome assembly. Lineage: Eukaryota; Metazoa; Arthropoda; Arachnida; Sarcoptiformes; Oppiidae.
AUGUCUGAAAGCCUACUCAACGAUGUCUUGGUGUUUGUGUUCAUGUUUUUCGCUCGGAUUAUAGUCACCACAUAUACCUAUGCGACACUUCCGGUGUACUACUUGUGGCAGAAGCCGUGGAAACGGCUGUCCGUCGCCGCCAACUGCGGCGGCAAACCCACCGAUCCAUCGGACCCGCACUCGGAGUGGACCCGCGAGGUAGCCAUCCCUCAGCACCCGCUCAUGAGCUGCCAAACGGUGAGCGAAGCCAUCGACAAAGUCAUGGAACUGUAUCCGUCGGACAAGCCAUCGAUCGGCUACCGGGAGGUGUUGGCGGAGGAGGUGCAGGUGGACCGGGAGGGGCGACCCAUCAAAAUAGACGGCAAAGUGCUGCGAAAGUAUCGUCUGAGUGACUAUCGGUGGCUGACAUUGGGUGAGGUCUCUCAGCGUAUAGACCGCAUCGCUAAGGGACUGAUGCACUGCGGGUGCAAACGAGGGGAUCGGGUGGCCAUAUAUGCCGAGACCGGUGUCCAGUGGUUCCUCAUGAGCGGCGGUAUCGCCAAAGUGGGCGCUGUUUUGGUCACUCUCUUCCAUACGCUUAACGAUGAGGGGCUCAUACAUGCGCUCAAUGAGACCGAAGUGUCGUUCCUGAUCACCAGUUUUGAGUUGAUUACCAGAGUGUCGGCGCUGUCCCCCAAACUGCCGGCCCUUCGCACUGUUGUCUAUUUUGAAGGACCGAAAAAGGAGUUGAACUAUAGUUUUAGAGAUGGUAUUAAAGUCUUAUCGCUCACUGAAUUGGAAAUAAAUGGUCAACAGUUUGGACACAAAUAUGAGAUCAAAUCACUAGAUCCCGACGCCGAGUGCAUGAUAAUGUAUACUUCGGGCACCAGUGGUCUACCAAAGGGAGUGAUCGGCACAUCGCGUCAACUAAAGGAGGCGGCGAUGGCAAUGGGACAGGUGGUCAGGGAUGUCAUAAUGGACGGACCCAACCACACGUACAUCGCAUACCUACCACAAGCCCACAUACUGGAGGCCACUAUAGAGGUGUUCCUAUACUUAGGAGGCGUGCGGAUAGGGUUUGCCACUCCAUUCACGCUCAAUGAGUCGGCCCCGGGUCUCGCGGAAGGCACCACCUGUGAUAUACAACUGCUGAGACCUACCAUCAUGACUACCGUUCCCUUGGUGUUAGACCGCAUUCGUAAGGAAAUGUACGCCAAACUUGCGGCUCGGACUCCAGUCUCGACCGAUAUUUUCAAUUAUUUAAUCGAUUAUAAGUCACAUUGGAUUCAAAAAGGAUAUGAGACCCCAAUAGUGAAUCAAUUAGUGUGCGGUAAAGUACGGCAGCAAUUAGGCGGCAAAUUGCAAUAUAUGGUGGUCGGGUCGGCACCCCUUUCCCCACAACUCCAGUCGCUCAUCAAAUGUGCGGUCAAUGUAACCCUAUUACAUGGAUACGGAACUACGGAGACCUGUGGCGCCUGCCUUUGUACGGAUUUCAAAGACCUAUCGUACGGCCGAGUGGGCGCACCCCUGAACGGCGUCAAAAUAAAGCUGUUGGACUGGGAGGAGGGCGGGUAUGCGGCCACCGAUAAGCCGCACCCGAGAGGGGAGAUCUGCGUCGGCGGCAAAUUGAUUACAAACGGAUACUUCCGAUUGGAUUCACUGAAUGAGCAGAGCUUUUACGUCGACUCACAGGGUUUGCGAUGGUUUAUGACCGGAGACAUCGGCGAGAUAUACACCGACGGCACGGUUAGGAUCAUUGAUCGCAAGAAAGAUUUGAUUAAAUUAUCAAACGGAGAGUUCGUGUCGUUGGGAAAAGUGAGUGCCUUUCCUCCCUGUCUGUCCUUUCAGAUCGAGUCGGCUCUCAAGAAUGACCCCUACAUUGACAACAUCUGUGUUGUGGGCGACGCUAUAGUCAACCAUUUGGUGGCUUUAGUACAGCCCAACCCCAAAACGCUGACCACUCUAUGCCGACAGUUGAAUAUCAGCGACAGUACACCACUGGCCGAGAUCUGUGGGCACCCGGAGGUCGUCAAACACAUUCAUGACUCGCUUAUAGAGACGGGUAUAAAGGACAGGCAUUUGCACAAAAAAGAGAUACCGACGCUGAUAACGGUGUGCCAUCAGGAGUGGAGUCCAGAUAAUGGGUGUCUGACCGCUGCCAUGAAGUUGAAGCGCAUAGCGAUUAUGGAUAGACAUCGCAAAGACAUCGACACUAUGUUUAAGGCUAUUAAAUGCAAUGAAAAGCAGCCCAGGGUCCAUAGUAUUUAA